This is a messenger RNA of Anoplopoma fimbria (sablefish), 3042 nucleotides long. RefSeq names its product MRE11 homolog A, double strand break repair nuclease (gene mre11a). The transcript has 20 exons. Bases 226 to 2301 code for a protein of 691 amino acids. Gene Ontology annotation, biological process: telomere maintenance; mitochondrial double-strand break repair via homologous recombination; double-strand break repair via homologous recombination. The record is from RefSeq and is a predicted model, not a curated record. NCBI's taxonomy places the organism in Eukaryota, Metazoa, Chordata, Actinopteri, Perciformes, Anoplopomatidae. Gene Ontology annotation, cellular component: nucleus; Mre11 complex. Gene Ontology annotation, molecular function: manganese ion binding; 3'-5'-DNA exonuclease activity; DNA endonuclease activity.
AGCGGAAAUGUAGUUUUUCUUCCGUGAAGAUUCCAGAGUUUAGAACGCAGUUGUUCCAUUUUUAAAACUACAAUAACUGUGAGCCACUUGUGCCACAGAGGCGGGGAGACAGAGAGAGAGUAUGCGAGACUUGCCCCGGGACUUUUCUUGCACGUUAACCACGUCUUGGACUGAAGAGGAGGGGAAGCCUUUAGCUGACGUGAGAUCUUCAUUUCCCACACCAUCAUGUCCUCAGAGAACACCUUGGAUGACGAGGACACCUUCAAGAUCCUGAUUGCUACAGAUAUUCAUCUCGGUUACCUCGAGAAGGAUGCUAUUCGUGGCAAUGACUCUUAUAACACACUUGAGGAGAUCCUGAAAUGUGCUAAGACAAAUCAGGUGGAUUUCAUCCUGCUGGGUGGUGAUUUGUUCCACGAGAACAAGCCGUCACGGCGAUGCCUCCACAGCUCCAUCACUAUGCUUAGACAAUACUGCAUGGGAGACACACCCAUACAAUUCAACAUCCUCAGUGACCAGACUGUGAACUUCAACACCACUCAGUUCCCCUGGGUUAACUAUCAGGAUGAAAACCUGAACAUCUCUAUUCCGGCAUUCAGCAUUCAUGGUAACCAUGAUGACCCAACUGGGGCUGAAGGUUUGUGUGCGUUGGAUCUGCUAAGUGCCUCUGGUCUUGUCAAUCACUUUGGUCACUCCCAUUCAGUGGAGAGGAUAGAAAUUAGUCCCAUCCUCAUGCAGAAAGGCAACACCAAGCUAGCCUUAUUUGGUCUUGGCUCUAUCCCAGAUGAGCGCUUGUACAGGAUGUUUGUCAACAACCAGGUAACGAUGCUUCGUCCCAAAGAAGACCAAGAUGAAUGGUUUAACCUCUUCACCAUCCACCAGAACAGGAGUAAACACGGACCCACUAACUAUAUCCCUGAGCAGUUUCUGGAUGAUUUUGUCGACUUGGUGGUGUGGGGUCAUGAGCACGAGUGUUUGAUUGCGCCAACCAGAAAUGAACAGCAGCUCUUCUAUGUGACACAGCCUGGCAGCUCUGUAGCCACCUCCCUGUCCCCUGGAGAGGCAACCAAGAAGCACAUAGGGCUGCUGAGGGUGAAAGGUCGUAAGAUGAACCUGCAAAAGAUCCCCCUAAAGACGGUGCGUCAGUUCUUCAUACAAGACGUGGUGCUGGCUGACUACCAAGACCUCUUCACACCUGAUACGCCCCAGGUCACAAAGAAAGUGGAGGACUUGUGCUAUGCAAAGGUCACAGAGAUGUUGGAAGAAGCUGAAAGAGAAAGACUUGGAUGUCCGCUCACCCCAGAGAAACCUCUUAUUCGCCUCAGGGUGGACUACAGUGGAGGCUUCGAUACGUUCAACACUUCUCGCUUCAGUCAGAAGUUCGUUGACCGCUUAGCCAACCCAAAAGACAUCAUUCACUUUCUCAGACGCCGUGAGCAGAAAGAAGACAUCAAGGAUGAGGUCAAUGUUGACUACGGCAAACUGUUAAAAAACACAGCAGUUGAAGGGCUGAGAGUGGAGGACCUGGUUAAACAAUAUUUUGAGGCAACCGAACAGACAGUAAAGCUGUCCCUUCUGACGGAGCAGGGAAUGGGGAAGGCAAUUCAGGAGUUUGUAGACAAAGAUGAGAAAGACGCCAUUGAAGAGCUGAUCACUUACCAGUUAGAGAAGACACAGCGCCACCUCCAGGCCAGAGGAGUAACCACGGAGCAGGAUAUAGACACUGAGAUCCAGCGAUUCAGAGACUCAAAAAGGAACACAACUGAGGAGGAGAAUGAAAUCAAAGAAGUUAUCAGCAGAGCCAAAGCUCACCGCUUGGAGCGUGGCGAUGAGCCUGUAGACUUUGAUUUAUCCAGUGAACUUACUUUGGACUCUGACGAAGGCUCGGCCCCUUUUGCUCCCCCCACACGUGGCAGAGGGCGAGGAGCCAGGGGGCGGGGUGUCCGGGGAAGAGGGAGAGGUGCAGCUGCCUCUGAACCAAAGCCAGCCGGUCGGGGCCGUUCCCAGAAAUCCUCAACAACAACCCAAAGCAGGAGCAUUAUGCAAGCAUUUCAAGCUUCAUCCCAGAGAUCAUCUCGGACUGCAGAUGAAAUGAUCAUUGAUGACUCAGAUGAAGAUGUGCCUGUAAUGAAAGCUACCCGACCCCCUCCAAAGCCAGCAGCAUCGUCGUCGUUGCCCUUCACCAAGUACAGCUCUCAGAGCCAGAGUCAGAGCCAGUCAUCUAGAGGAGUUGCAUUUGAUGACAGUGAUGAUGAUGAUGAUGAGGACCCAUUCAAAGGCCCCAGCCAUCGUUCACGGAGAUAACAUAAGCGCACCUAUUAUGUAACACUUGUUAAUGUUGUAACGGUAAUAAGCAUUUGAGCUGCUGCAGCGUUGUUCUGAGGGACUUUUUUAUUUUCUCAGCACUCCUAAUGUUGACAAUAGAUAAGUUGAUUAGCUACUAAAGGGCUAAAACUAUCCAACCAAUCUAUUUUGGUAAAGGAUAAAGGCUAUAGGGGGCCAUGGUGGAGAUGGCUUUCAGACAAAAUUAGCAUUUGUUAGCCACCAGCUGAACCUUCCAACUAGUGCAUCUGUUUCUGUACAUCAACGCUGAUGAAAGUUGGGUUUGUCAUUAGCCUUUAUAGCUCUCUGAUAUUCAGGAAAUUAUAAAUGUUUUUUCAUACAUAACAACCGUCUCCUUGUUUUUUAAUUAUGGUCUUUGUCUUAGUAAAAAAAAAAUCAGCUUCCUAAAAGAGUUCAUAGAUCAAUGCAUCGUCAAAUGUGGCAAAAAAGUCCUUCUCACAGCUCACUUGACUCCUUUCAUUGGCCCUCCACCCUCUGCUUUUGUCUUUUCCAUUCUCCCCAAAAAAUCUGUCUGGUAGAAAUUGUUACAUUUUAAGGGGUCCAAGCACCAGUUGAGCUUGAGUACCAGAUUCUUUUUUUCCACUGCCUUGCUGCUAAAAACUGGUUUUGCAGCAGUUGAAGGUAGGGAUGUAAAACAAUUAAGGUUGGUGGUAAAGUUGGAUCAAUGGUCACGGACACAAAGGGACAUCUAUCCAUGACAAG